Messenger RNA from Zophobas morio, 1452 nucleotides. RefSeq lists its product as uncharacterized. Lineage: Eukaryota; Metazoa; Arthropoda; Insecta; Coleoptera; Tenebrionidae. The transcript is spliced from 8 exons. Gene Ontology annotation, molecular function: sequence-specific DNA binding; DNA-binding transcription factor activity. The record is from RefSeq and is a predicted model, not a curated record. Gene Ontology annotation, biological process: regulation of DNA-templated transcription. Bases 24 to 1376 code for a protein of 450 amino acids.
AAUUCGUAGACUGCCUUAUAGUAAUGCCCCGGCAGCCUGUCACUCCUUUUUUAAGGAAACUUUUUCACAUGGUUGAUGAUGAGACCACUGACAAAUGCAUAAAAUGGAUGAAUUCAGGUGACGGAUUUGUGCUUCUUAAUACAGACGAAUUUUGUAAAGAUAUUUUACCUCUAUACUUCAAGCACAACAACUUUGCCACUUUUGUGAGACAAUUAAACAUGUAUGACUUUAGUAAAGUGGCCUUGGUGGAUUCUGGCGUUGUUCAGGUAGGCGACUUUCACACCUGGCAAUUCCGCCAUCCAUUUUUUCAAAAAGGUCAUCCAGAACUUUUAAAAAACAUCCGCAGAAAGAGUUACCUACCGCCCUCCGAAAAGCAAAAAUAUUUAACUGCCGAAGAAGAUUCAGGUGUUGUUUCUUUAAACAAGAAGUUUGAAUACUUAGAAAUGGACAACUUUCAACUUGCAGAAAUGGUGCAAUCCCUUAAAGCUGAGAGUGCUGAACUUCGAAGGCAGAACCGAGUUCUUUUGGAGCGCAGUGAGACUGCCGUGAGUCAAGCGCACGAACUGCAGUUGACAGUUGAAAAGAUUCUUAAAUUCCUUGCUUCCAUCUACUCUCCGGAGUUUGUUAAAGCACAACUAGAGCAUGCUGAAUGCUCCUCAUUCGGUGGCAACCUUAGCGGCGUGCAGGCCAUAACAAAUGGAGCUUUUCUGGGGGGUUCGGGGGAAGGAACCAUCAACCAAGAAGUCGAUGCUCUACCCUUACCAUCUCUGUGCAGCACAGAAUUGGCUCCAUCAAAAACUCUCUGGCACAACUCCCCUUUGCUUCGUUCAAGCCAGCUGAGCUUGGAUUUGGGUGGCGCCCACAACUGGUAUGAUAAAAGUAUUAGUGCUGAUGCCAGCAAAUUAAGCCGCUACAGCAGCAACUACAAUAAAAAUAACAAACUGAACAAACUUACUAAUAGUGAUGUUGUGAGCGUUAACAGUAAUAAUAUUCUUUCUCAAAGCCUUGUUAGUUCCUCCCUUGAGCUUUACGACGGCAGCGUUGCCAGGGCUCACGGUUUAUUAAAACGCGAUGCGGACCAAGUCUUAAAGAGUCCAGUGUUUUUCCCGAAGGCUAGUGAGAACAGCAAGAAAGUCUGUGACGAUGUCAUUCCCAACGACACUACCGCGGAGGCUCUCCCCCGCCACGACUCUGCGCCGUCCGCCUCUGACACGGACGUGGAAUUGGACGGUUUGAACGAUCCGCCGUACGACUUGAUGUUGGCUUCUGAUCCCUCGCUCUCGCAACUUUAUCCUAUCGAGUCAAGAGAUAAGUUCCCCUCAUCUUCAGAAAUAGAAGCUUCUGAACUUCAAGAGUUUGACUUUUUGUUAAAAUAGUUUAUAAUAUAGUAUCAGACUUUUUCAGCUAUUGGCUUUCGUGUAUAGAAUAUACAGCCUUUAAAUUGAUAAUAAU